ACGUGACCGAGGCUCUGUCUGUGAUGCGCGCAGCGGCGCCGGAUGUGACGCGCGUGGAGCGAGGCCUGUUUGAGCGGGCGGCGGCAGCAGCGGAGGCGUCGACUACUCGCAGUUUGUUCUCUUGGUGUUGGCGCCGGUUAACAAGUGACUCGCGAUGGGGGACGGCGUGGUCGGCGUCCCCGAGAAGGAGAUGAAGUAUUUCAUGUUCCGGCAGAUGAAGAGAUUUCGCGUCUUUGACGUCCCGGAGGAGUUGCCGAAGGAUAGGGUCAGUCUCUUGGUCAUAUCCAACCAUUAUGGACUCGUCUUUAUGGGAGGCGUCAAUGGCAUGAAAAUUAUCAGCAGUCAGUACAUUGCUUUGGCUGACAAGGAAGAGGGAAGUAUAAAUGAAAUUAUUGAAGGUGCACCUUUUAUGACAGUUAGUAUGAAGCUCCCUAUGCACCACAUUGCACUCAGCCAUGAUGAUUUAACCUUGUCUGUUGCCAUGGUGUCAGAAGAGUAUGGGCUGGUCAUUGCUUUCUUUGAUAUUCGCACAUUUCUGAAUAAGGAUAAACCUCAGAAGCGUCCAUUUGUGUAUUACAAGCCAGAAAAAAAGUGCACAGUGUUGGAUUUAAAAUGGAAUCCCACGGUAUUUUCCAUCCUGGCAAUCUGCAUGUCAGAUGGAAGCGUGACCAUAUUGGAGGUUACUGACAUCGUUAAGCAGCAUGCUAGCCUUCCGGCCACUGCUGGCAUCACUUCUUUAUGCUGGAGUCCAAAAGGGAAACAGUUGGCUGCUGGUCGUCAAAAUGGGACAGUGGUUCAAUACUCGCCGGUAUUGCAAGAAAAGAAAGUUAUCUCUUGUCCCCCUUUCUACAAAUCGGAGAACCCAGUUAAAGUUUUGGACAUACACUGGAUUAGUACAUAUGUCUUUUCAGUGGUGUUUGUAGCUGCAGAUGGAUCCCAGGAAACUCCCCCUGAUGUUGUGAUUAUUUCCCUAGCAAAAAAAGAUGAGAAGAAAGAGGAUCAGUAUUUGAAUUUUAAUGACCUGUGUUUUGGAGUAACAGCAGAGAGACGGCCUCAUUACUACCUUCACUACUUAGACGUUUGGGAUAUUCUUGUGGCCUCCUCAGCAGCAUCUAUAGAAGUCAGUAUCGUUGCUCGGCAACAAGACAAGGUCAGCUGGGAGAUGUGGCUUCUCGAAGAUGCUGCUCGAGCAGAACUUCCUGUGGCUGAGAACAGUGAUGACACCAUGCCGGUUGGAGUUUCUAUUGAUAUCACCAGUCAACUGCCUGUCAAUGUUGGUGAUGAGAAGAUGUUUGCACCUUCUCCUAUCUUGAUGAUACUCACAACCCAAGGGCUUCUUUGUUCAUUCCAUAUGAUCAACUUCAUCCCUGGAGGGAAACUGAUUGUAGUCCCAUCAAAAUGCCCACGUAUUGAAGGAGAAAGGGAACCUCAACCUCCUCAACCAUCGAUACCUGCUCCCUCUCUAGUGAUGCCAGCACAGACUUCAACUACAACACCGCGACACCCUACAAGAAUUUUGCAGCCUGCGGCUGCGUACCAUUCACCUGCUUUCCCAUCAAUGGUCUUGCCUGCUUUACCUCGCUUUUCAAAGCAGCCAGGGUUACCUCAAGCUACCAAAGCAAAACCUGAAACAGUUCUUACAGAGGGCACCAAUGGUGAGACUGAAACUGGACCCAACAUUGCAACAGACUACCAUGAGACCCAUGGUCUUAGUUCCAGUUCUUCCGCAGAAUCUCAAAACGAGGACCCACAAAAAAGGCAUGGCCCUUCCAAAUUUGUUAGGUUCAUAAGUCAAAUUGACGAGUCUUCAGCUGAGUCAUCAUAUGACUCACCGCAGCAGUACAGCCCGGACGAAGAACUGUCACAUCCUCACACUCAGCGCCAGACAGCAAAAUCAACCCAUGGCCCAAGAUCAAAUUCUGCUGGUAUGUCACGAGCUGCGCUGGGCCAUGUUGGGAAGAUUUCUGUUCCAAAAUCUUGCCCUACUCAGACCUCCGCAAUGACUAAGAUUUCUGCAUCUGAUCUGGAAAAGCAAAUGCAGCAACAGCCAACUUUAGACCCGGUGAUGAUGGGAAUCAUGGAAGAGAUUGCUCUUUUUCAGAAAGAGUUGGAUGAUUUAAAGGCCCGUACAGCCAAUGCUAACUUUGUGGUUGGCAGCACAAAGGACAUGGCUCACCUGAAAUUUGAUGCAGAGUCGCUUAAUACCUUCCUGUUCGAGAUCAAGGAGACCACUGAGUCCUUGCAUGGAGAUAUUGGCAUCCUGAAGACUGUGAUGCUGGAAGGAUUUGCUGCUGUGGAAGAUGCAACUACGCAAAAUCAACGAAACAUAGAUCAGAAUUAUCUCCAGCUUUUGCGCCGAAAACCACUUGACCCGAAGAGUGAAGCUCAGCUUAAGGAAAUUCGUCGUUUACAUCAAUACGUCAAGUUUGCAGUGCAAGACGUUAAUGAUGUGCUGGAUAUGGAAUGGGAGCAAUACCAGGAAAAGAACAAGAAACACAAGCACUUGCUUUUACCGGAGCGAGAAGUACUGUUUAAUGCACUGGCCAGCCAUCAUGAGAUUAUUAACCAGCAGGAUAAGAAGAUUAAUGAGCUGAUCAGCAGCCUGCAGAAUCUCCGCAUAUAUAAUCAGACCUCCAAGUGGUGCAUUCUUAAUGACAAAUGUCUCAGUGAUCAGUGCUGGAAUACAGAGCUGGAGAUGCUUCGCAACGUUUUGGUGAAAACUACUCUGGAUACAGCACCAAAGCUGUCUUCAAGCAGCCCAGGCAAACUAUCACCAAUGAAGCAAUCUCAACUACGGAACUUCCUUUCAAAAAGACAGACACCACCCGUACGAUCCACUGCACCAGCGAAUUUGUCCAGGUCAGCAUUUCUAUCCCCCAAAUGUUAUGAGGAUGAGACCAUCUCUGCCUUGCCAGGUGCAGAAAAGGCAAUUACUGAGUCUGAGGAACCAGAGGAGCAUCCAUUCAAGCAUUCCCCUAUUGCAAGGCGACAAUCAUUUACAGCAGCACUAAUCACCGCACAGUCAACACCCUUUGGCAAAGUGCAGCCCCCUAUCGCAUCAGUUCCAUGGCCAGCAGGCAAGACGGUAAAGCAAGGAAUGAUAGUUCCUGAGAAGCCCAUCAGCAGUGUUCCCGCUGCCCAGGCAGCAGGCCAAGCAGCUGUUCGGAGACAAUUGACUAAUCUGACACCAGUUCAAAGUGCUACCCUGGCAGAUGCUGCACUGAAGAAUGUGCCUCACGGAAUCAGUGCGCAAGUGCAGAAAGAAACAAAUCAGCCUCCAGUUCUGUCAACUAUUAUCACCCCUUCUAUGCCAGCCUCAAAUGCAGAGAUUAUUCAGCAGGAAUUAACAAAAGUGCCCUCAGACCAGCUCAAACAGGGAUCUCAGACAAGUGUGAAAGAAUUUGCAUUGCCUCUUGCUGAAACUGGACCAACUUCAACAGAAUCCUCCUUAUCCUCAACAUCCAUAAAAAGUUUUACCUUCACUGCUCCCCCAGGGGGUCAAGCACAAAGUUUGAAAUCUGAAAAUAUUAUUGCUGCAGCCCCUGGUCACCAGGUUCAUAAAAUCUCCUCGUUCCCAGGAGCUUCUUCUGGGUUUCAUUUUACAGCUCCUAGCACCUCCUCAUUAAAUGCUUUAACUGACGUCACACUGGGAACAACCGGAAGCGCAAAAGACUUUGGUGGAACCAAACCUGCUUUCGCAUUGGAUGCUGACGUUCCCUUUUCCUUUGGGAGCACAAAAUCCACCCUUAGCUCAACUAAUGCAUCUGGGUCCUCUACGUCCAGCAGUAGUGUCUGUAUGGGUUCAGAUCGGGUAAUAGACGACCUGUGUUUAACUGGAACACCCCCGGAGCCUGCUGCUUCUGGGUUAGCAGACCAAACUGAGGUGCAGCAGCCAAAAACUGAGCUCCAUCCUUCCAAAUCUGGGUCUCGAUCAUCCAUCUUAGAGUUUCAGGCACCUAAAGUUCAGCAGCCGGCACCCAAGUCUGAGAUGCCACCGUCCAAGCCUGAAGCGGAGCAGCAGCCACCACCUAAGCCAGAGGUACAGCUCCAGCAACCUCAGCCGUACAACCCCGAGGUGGUGCAACAGCAAAUGCCGUCCAAGCCUGAGCCGGCACCACAGCAGCAGCCGCCCGCCAAACCAGAGGUAGCCCUGCCUCAUCAGCCGCCAUCCAAGCCCGAGGUGGCUCCGCAACCCAAGCCUGAGGUGGCCCAGCAGCCGCAGCCACCCAGGUCUGAAAGCAUGUUCUCUCAGGGUAGCACUGGUGGGGUCACCAUCGGCAGUUUCUCUGGUCUAGUGGUCAAUCAGACCGAUGAUGCCACCAAAGUGGACAAACCUCUGCAGGGGAGUCACCCCUUUGCACAAACACCUAAAACGGCAGCGACAACUCAGGCUACUGUGCCCUUUGGGACUGCUUUUCCAUCGGCAAAAUUAGACUCCACUGAAGUAACAACAGCCGUGCCAGUUGACGCCAGUGCUUCCAAGCAAUCUGAUCCAUUGAUUUCCUCCGUUCCUAUGAUCGGGGCCGAGUCGCCCAGUUUACAUGGCAGUUUGCCGUCAGCAUCCAGUAAGUCCAUUUCUACAUCCGGUGGUGAGGUGCGGAGUGCAGCCUCUGGACAGAGUGCAGCCUCUGGACAGAGUGCAGCCUCUGGACAGGGCCCAGCUUCCGUUACCUCAGCAGGUUCUUCCCAAAGUUCCAUCAUAGGAUCAUUGGGCUCCAUGGCUAUCGACACUGAAACUGUUGCUGACACUUCAAAGCAGCCAACUCCCGAAGAGAAGAAAGAAACCAGCAGUAGUAAUCUCACCACUUCUGAGAAAUCAUUAAUGGAACCAAAGAGUGGUUCAUUGACAUCAGCAGGCACACCAAUUAACACAGAAAUGGCAAGUUCACCGCCAAGUACUGAGAUACAACCUGCACAUCCAACUCUUUCCACUACCACUCCAACUAUAGUCUCUCUAGCUGCAUCCUCUGAAGGAAGCAUUGCACAAGAAUCCAGCCAGUUUUUACCUCUGGCGGACUCUACUAUUUCUCCUCAAUCUACCGCUAUGUCAGGGAGCAGUAUUGGCACUUCUCCACAGUUCGGGCCUCCUCAUGGCAGCUUGGCAGCGCUAUUGACAUCUCCACAUGUCAGCUCCAGCGAACCCUUAUCCUCAUUGGCCCAGGUUGAAAAUAAGGAUGCAAUGUUUGGGCAACUAACUUCAUCAGCAUCUUUAUCUAUCGUGGUGCAUUCACCAAGCAAAAGUGAUAGCAUCACCACUCCUUUCGGAGGAAGCUCGUCAAGCGUUAUUGGAAAGCCAACCUUUGGCCAAACUAGUGGUAUGGACUCAGAACAAGCUAGUACCACUAGUGAAGGGUUCAGUUUUGGCAGUGAACCAUUUGGAAGUCAACCACGCUUUGGUGAGCCCACUGCUACAGCACAAAGUGGCAGUCCCUUCGGUGGUGUUGCAAACGCCAGCUCCUUUACAUUUGGACAGCAGACUAAUAACAGUGGAGUAAUGUUUGGGCAACCAAGUACACCUUCAUUUGGACAAAGCUCUAGUUUUCCUUCAACUCCGACUUUUGGAUCCACCACAAGGCCAAAUGUUGCACCUGGCUUCAGCUUUCAGCCUUCGGGUUUUGGUGCUCCUCCGAUUGUGUUUGGUCAGCCUGCAGGCUCCGGCGCCAUAUUUGGUCAGAGUCCUAAGGGAGCAGUCUUUGGCUCUUCAGUUGCUGGGGCUGGAUUCUUCAGUGGAUUGGGAGGGAAGCCAAACCUGGAUGCAGCUGCUAAAAAUCCAUUUGGCCAAACAAAUUUUGGAACUGUUGACUCUCCAAAUGCACCCAAUCUAUUUGGCAACAGUGGUGCUAAGGCGUUUGGAUUUAACCCUGCCAAUUUUGGAUCAGAUCAGAAGUCUCCAGGCUCGUUCAGUGCUGGAUCCAGUGUUGCCGCCCAAGGAUUUGGCUCCUUUUCCAGUCCACCAAAACCUGCAGGUAGUUUUGGCGCUGCUCCGGUGUUUGGAAGCCCUCCGGCCUUCGGAGGUGGCCCAUCCUUCGGUGGAUCACCAGCGUUUGGUGGGGCACCAAGUUUUUUAUCUCCAAUGAGUCCUUCAGCAAGCAAAGUGUUUGGUGAAGGAACAGCAGCUGCCAGUGCCGGAGGGUUUGGGUUUGGAAGCAAUUCCAGUGCACACUCAUUUGGAGGCCUAGCAAAUCAACCUAGUCCUGCAUCUUUUGGAUCAGUGCCCCAACAGGGACCUGGCUUUGGCCAACAAGGGACUGGCUUUCCGGGCUUUGGACCUAACAGAGGAGGGUUUGGAAGUGGUUUUGGACCCACAAAUCAGUAAGUAAUGAGGCUGAAAGUUCAUUUCUAACUGAUACCAGAACCUGGAGUCGAUUUAACAUAUGAACAAACUGGACCUACAAAACAAAAUAUGACCAAGCCUUUACGGGCUAAAAGACAUUUUGCCCAGUUUUACAUCACAGAUGCUUUGACUUGUUUUUGAUGAGCUGUGUGUAUCUGUUAUUUGCUGUGAUUCUGAUGUAAGAGGAUUGUUUCGUUGUAACAAAUGCAAUAAAGAAUUAAUCAGCUGAGGAACCUACUUUAUUAUACAAACUAUGAACGCUUAAUAUAAUUAAUAUCAUUUUCUUGUAUUUAAAUCUCCAGGGUGUUAACAUCGGAAUAAAUAAACAACUGAGUAAAUUUUCUUUCAAA
Molecule: messenger RNA, 6684 nt
Organism: Amblyraja radiata (thorny skate)
Lineage: Eukaryota; Metazoa; Chordata; Chondrichthyes; Rajiformes; Rajidae
Gene: nup214
Product: nucleoporin 214
Exons: 35
Coding region: 155-6316 (2053 amino acids)
Biological process (GO): protein import into nucleus; RNA export from nucleus
Cellular component (GO): nuclear pore
Molecular function (GO): structural constituent of nuclear pore; protein binding
Source: RefSeq, a predicted model, not a curated record